Molecule: messenger RNA, 476 nt
Organism: Puccinia graminis f. sp. tritici CRL 75-36-700-3
Lineage: Eukaryota; Fungi; Basidiomycota; Pucciniomycetes; Pucciniales; Pucciniaceae
Exons: 3
Coding region: 78-476 (132 amino acids)
Source: RefSeq, a predicted model, not a curated record
UGCUUAGGAGGAGGAAACAAAUCCCGCGCCGCGAGCCGCUUGGAGAAUAUUUGGAUGAUGUGAGUGGGUAGAGAGAGAUGGCUCUUCGGCUCGCUCUCGAGUCGCUCAGCCAAUCUGGUCGAUAUUUCUUGCAAGGUUCUCGAGAUCUUCCUCUGGCGAAUGAUUCUGAUGAUGGAAGUUUGCACAGUAAAGGCGCCAUGAAACGGUCAAUUAGGGCAGAAGUGAAAAUAUUUACAAAAAUCCCAUCUCCCCUCGCCUGGGUCUUCGCGGCCAAGCCAAGCGGCGGGCUCCUGUCGGUCUUGGCGGGUUUAAAAGCCCAGCAAGCCCGUUGCCCGCCGGCGAACGGGAUCUCUCGCCCGAGCUCCUCAACAAGCUUCCUUUCAGAACUCUUGUCACCGACUUGUCCACCACGCGGCUCUAGUCAAACUUCACCAAACCCACGGAUUGCUGGAUGGAUGCCUAUGAUCGCCGACUGA